Messenger RNA from Exophiala mesophila, 1257 nucleotides. RefSeq lists its product as uncharacterized. The coding region runs from base 1 to 1257 and encodes 418 amino acids. The record is from RefSeq and is a predicted model, not a curated record. Lineage: Eukaryota; Fungi; Ascomycota; Eurotiomycetes; Chaetothyriales; Herpotrichiellaceae. The transcript is spliced from 3 exons.
AUGGAUCCUCCUCAUAACUUCCAGUCGACAGUCGAGUCUGGCUCUGGCAACUCAACUCCUUGCAAUGCUCGCAAAAGACACCUGCUGAAUUCCUGGACUAACAGGGCAACUGAGAGGGCCAAUGACAGCGGAUCUCAGGGAAGGCUUGAUGUGUCAGAGCAUGGUCGCGAGCCUAUGCAGACAUCCCAAAUGUGGGGAUGGGCAACAGAACCAAGAGCAUUGACUCACCCUCAAAACACAGCUCCGUCCACGGGAUCAUUCCAGGAUGGCAGUGAGACUCGUGGAUCUCAGGGUUUCGAUCUGGAACUGGGCACAUCAUAUCAAGCACAACAACUGGGCACAACACAUCAAGCACAACAACUUGGGGCAGCACAUCAAGCACAACAACUGGGCACAGCAUAUCAACCACAAUAUCGUAUGCAGCAAGGAUGGCCUGGCAAUCCCUACUACGGUAAUGAUCACAUCGGUGCGACUACAGGCUUGAUUCCAACGUACGCUGGACCUCCAAAUAGCGGCUACUCUUCUUAUGGAAGUACUCAAGUCGUUCAUCCCUUGGGAUAUGUACUUGCUCCUAACAUGCAUGCCGGUGGAUGGCAUAGCCAAAACGUUGUUGCUGGGCAUUCUGUCUUGAAAGAUACAACCUACGGCGAUGGUGUUGGUUCUGCCCCAGACUCUGACCAGAACAACCCUGGAGGCAACAAGAUCCGUGGCCUGGACCAAGAAGAACCAGCUGGCGUCACCGAGGGCGAAAAUGCAGUAAUAAGUGUCAAGAAAGCCGAGGAGGUCCGAAAGAUCGCAGUGGCAUGGAUCAAGAUGGUUGAUUACAUUGCAAAAGACACCCACUUCUCACCACAGGAUGCUCUGGUAAAAGAGGAGACCGACAACAUGAGACAAGCGCUCCGAGACGGAUGGGCCUGGGAUAACAGCGGUGACAAGAUUAUGGGCGCUAAGAUCGCCACGAGUGUCGUAGCAAAGCACUCCAGAUUGUGCCGUCAUGAACGCCUCAUCCAUCUCUGGAAACAGAUGAGUCUUAUGGUUAAAGAACUGGCCAUCCUCAGCACCAUGAUAAACUCCGACGACCCGCCGGACAAGAUGCUUUCAUUUCCCAUUCUAGCCCGGCACAUGGCGUCUCGGAACUCAGACAAGGUCAAACUCGGUCGUGCCGACCUCGAACUCUUCAAUCAAACCCACUCGGCGGACAAGCUUAUGCUGACCAGAGCCACUCAGUCCAUUCUUGAUGAGUACUUCUCCCUCUAG